Messenger RNA from Dioszegia hungarica, 2661 nucleotides. RefSeq lists its product as uncharacterized. The record is from RefSeq and is a predicted model, not a curated record. The transcript has 9 exons. The coding region runs from base 1 to 2661 and encodes 886 amino acids. Lineage: Eukaryota; Fungi; Basidiomycota; Tremellomycetes; Tremellales; Bulleribasidiaceae.
AUGGACCCUACAGCGACUAACGAAGUGCAAGCUCCCUACCGCCUCACGACUGCUCGAGGAGUCCCUCACGUGGUGACGCCGAUCUGGAACAGUCUCACUGGACAUGUGAACGUUUACUCGAGCGUGCUUCUUGGCGACUGCUAUCACCUCUCGGGAACUCAGACUGCCCAGCUUGUGAACCCCAUCCAAGACGACGGGGUCAUACUCUCGCACCUCCACACUUUUGCCAGUGACACGUCUGCGCAAGAGAGGCUGAUCAGCGCUACGGUCCGAACGUUCACCGAAUCACUCGCUCGUCAAGGAGUGUAUGCGCUGAACAUUCUCUCCUGGUCACUCCAUUCGGACCAGGACCUACAAAAUCUGCAAGACAUGAGGCUGCGGCGCUCUACGGUUCUACACACAGUCGGCCGUGAGUACCACGUCAUCACGUGGAAUGGCCUUGGUGCCAAGCCUACGGUCUACGUGCGCGAUGAGACUGUGAGGAGCCGACUAUCGGACGAUGAGGGAUACAGGCGCAGAUUGAUAUGCUACAUCAGCGGGAUGGUGGCUCAUCACUUCCUCCCGUACGACGUCAAAGACUCGAAACGCCAGGUCAAUACUCGAAUCAUCGAGAAUGGGUUCGAGACGAAGCUCAUCGCCAAUCUUCCCGCGACGCUCAAGAAGAUGUAUGAGGGGAUGUGCGACACACUGCUGGAAGAUACGGCAACCGAAGAUGAGAUGUAUCGCGAUGGACUAUCGAGCAUGGCUUAUGUCAUGGGUCUUGCUCUGGCACAUUGCUGGGAUUCCGGUCUUCGGACUCGGCGGUGGCAAAUUUGCAUGCCAAGAUGUGGCGGUCUGAAUGGCGGAGUCUACACCGAGCACAGCCUUGCAGUGUAUACAUAUAAUCGCGCUCACUGUCUGAUACUUUACUCACAACACCAUCCUACAUUUUUUACGCUCAUCAUACUGUCAGCAAUGUCCAUUCCCAACGACAUCCCACCCCAGUCGCUCACACUCAAAACGCGAGAUGGGACCCUGCACACCGUGGCGGCCAUCUGGUCGAAAGACCACGGUGACCGCCGCGGUGGGCACGUCAGCAUCUACUCAGACCUCCUCGAGGAGUUCAGCCGUCGUACCGGUGUCAGAUUCCCAAGCCAAGUCGCGGGCGCUGAUACGCUGAAGACAUCAGACGACAUAAGUUCCGUCAGAAGGAGGGGUCCGACGGUGGCCGAUCGGUGCGUGCUGAACGACGUAUUCCAGGAUUUCGUGCUGUCGUUCCAAGCGUUGUCUGUGCCAGACGAGGGCCUUCAAAGUUGGUCAUUCCACUCUGACAACGACCUCCAAGCUUGGCUGGACCGGGCGCUUGAGGAUCGCGCCUUGUUGAACGCUUCAUUCACACACUCGGCGAAGGGCCACAACUUCAUUGUCAGGUGGACCGGCUCGUGCGGUGAGCCCACCGAUCCUUCGGACAAAGAUUCCGCGGUGGACUUGACGGGAGACGUGACCGAAAGCGCUGACAGGGGCAACAUCAUUCCCCUGACCAUCUACGCCGACGACAAGGCAGCCUCGGCGCUGGGAAAUGAAGUUGGCGUUGCGCACACGCAGGACGUCAUCGAUGCUGUGCGCUCUUUGAAGACCUACAUUUGCAAAAGGCUCAAAGAAGAUGCCCUCGGUAUCGACAAGUACUUUACCGCUGAGCAACUCGCCAAAACGGUGCUCGGACUUUUGAGCUCAGCGACCAAUGCCCUGAGCUGUACGCCCGGAAGUGGAUACUGCGUCUCUCACACCGCUAGUCGUAUCAGUACCUAUCACUUGUCCGAAGCGGCGCAUCUCAUCUUAGUAAAUCUGCCACCCGGUGGCGACACCGACCAUGUCAGCUUCCCAGCUGCUUCGCAGGCGAAAGAACGUGCCACGGCCUCUGUUGCCCCUGCGGCCUGCUACGUGUCGCAGGCUGUGAUGACAACUCCGCUCUGGACUUUGUUAGUCAGCGAGGGCUUCCAAUGGCCUGGCUUGCCAGGUCUGGGCAGUCCGAUCCAAGCUGCUCUCUUCCCCUCGAUUUCCAAUACAACACAAUGUCAGUCCCGGUCGGAAGGCACCGAGAUCGACAAUUCUUCUACUCGAUCACACCCCUCUCAAGCCCUGAUUGACGCCUCCUUCACCCAUUCCAUCGGCGAGCACGUACUCGUGAUCACCUGGAACGGAGUACCUACCGCCCGGACUGUCUACGCCGAUGAUGAGAUUGAUGCGAGACUGAAGGACACAAGGGGGCCGGAGGCCACAAACUUGCGGAACUACAUCUGCAGCAUGGUUAGCAACCUUUGGUCCAACGAGAACGGCAGUGACAUCACCCGAGUACAGCUCGACCAGGGGGGGUUCGAGGUCAAGUCGCACAAGAAUCUUCCGAAGGAGCUUGUACCCAUGUGGCACGAAGUGGAGGCCUUUCACAAUGAAAUACUGCUUCGACCCACAUCGAUAGCGUUCACCGGAUUAACCCUGAUUUGGAUCAUGGCUUGGUUGACUGACCGCAAAGUAUUCACCUUGUUGCAGCUUUCAUGCCCUGCCAUUUUGUGUGGUGAACCUGGAAUGCGAUUUCUUGACCACAUGUCUUGGCCAGACGAUGGUCUGGGUCCCAAUGCGCAGCCACCCAAUGUCUCUCGACCUCCUGCUGCGUUUACUACCUAA